AGCAUUCCCACAACUGUGUCAACAACAGAAGUUCCCACUGUUCACACGUGGGUAACGUUGCUUCCUGAUAAAGUGAAUUAAAAGCCCUGUGUCGUCCUUCCUUUUUCACUCGUGGGACAGACACCGCCAGACUAACAACCGUCACGCUCUUUCAGGUUCAACAUGUCACAGUGGUGCUGGCUGGUGUUACUUGCUCUGUGUCACAUGACCUCAUGCGCCAAUUCUGGAGUAAAGAUCCAACUGACGGAUAAAGGCAUUGAAUAUGGCAGGCAACUCGGAAUGGCGUCGAUCCAGCGCAAGCUCCAAAACAUUAGAGUCCCGGAUAUGUCCGGAUCACAGAGAGUGUCGGUCAUUGGCAAAGUCAAAUACAGCUUGUCAAAUGUGCAAGUAGUGUCUGUGGGACUACCUUCGUCUGCUGUGGCUCUGGUGCCAGGGACUGGGGUCAGACUGUCUAUUGAGAACGCCUUCAUCAGCAUGAAGGGAAACUGGAGGGUCAAGUACCGCAGAAUAUUGAGGGACAGCGGUAGCUUUGAUUUGAACGUGAAUGGACUGACGGUCAGUACAAGUGUCGCCGUCACAAGCGAUGAGACAGGGAGACCUCAAGUCAGUAACGCGGGCUGUGCGGCUAAUGUUGGCAGCGUCAAAGUCAAAUUCCACGGCGGAGCCAGCUGGCUGUACAAUCUUUUCAGAAGCUUCAUCAGCAAGGCUUUGAGUAAGUCGCUGGAAAAACAGAUCUGCCCCCGGGUUGCUGAUGCACUGUCUGACGUGAACCCUCGGUUGAAAACUCUCAACGUCUUAGCCCAGGUAGACAAGUAUGCAGAGAUCGAGUAUUCUAUGGUCUCUGCACCCACAGUCUUGAGCUCUCAUUUGGGUUUGAGCUUGAAGGGGGAAUUCUACAACAGAGAAAGUCAUCAGGAACCUCCAUUCUCCGCUCCCGCCUUUACUAUGCCAUCGCAGAACAACCACAUGUUGUACAUCGGUGUUUCUGCCUUCACCGCCAACUCGGCAGCUUUUGUCUACAACACGGCCGGAGUCCUGAGCUUGUACAUUACGGAUGACAUGGUCCCUAAAAGCUCCCCAAUCAGGCUCAACACCAGAACAUUUGGAGUUUUCAUCCCCCAGAUUGCCAAAGAGUUCCCGGGUUUGAUGAUGAAACUGCUGGUGAAGACGGUGAAAAAUCCCGUCAUCAGUAUGGAAGCGAACAAAACGACAGUACAGGCCAGCAGCACAGUGACGGCCUUCGCUAUCCAACCCAACAGCACACUCUCUCCGCUAUUUGUCCUCAACUUGGAUGCCAGUGUCAGUGCCCGAGUGUUUGUCAAUGGCAUGGGGCUGGCUGGAGCUGUCACCUUGAACAAAAUGAAUCUGACCCUGGCGACGAGUUAUGUGGGAGACUUUCAGGUCAGAUCUCUUGACAACAUCCUGCAAAUCGUCCUGAAAUUUGUUGUAUUGCCCAUAGUGAAUGUUCAACUUGGAAAGGGAUACCCUCUCCCCGCCCUUGGAAAGAUGAAGCUUGCCAACACUGAACUUCAUAUACUUAAGGACUAUUUGCUGAUCGGGACAGAUGUUCAAUUCGCAGAGUAAUGAAAGCCUAAUCAUUUCUUCCUAAAUACCACAGAGAAUAUGUUACACCAAUUAUUUCGCAUUUUUAAACGAACAGUUUUUACAUAUUACAUUUGAGUCAGGUCUGAGAUUUCCCAUUUAUUCAUUCAUUUUGUCACGGGUUAGCUGGAGCCUAUCCCAGGACGCUUUGCACAUUUAGAGGUGACGAUUAAGCUGACAUGCAUUGUUUGGAAUGGCUGUAGAAAACCGGUAUGCUCAGAGUAAAAGAACAGCGAGCACAUGCAAAGUCCACAUCCAUCCAUCCAUCCAUCUUCUUCCGCUUAUCAGAGGUCGGGUCGCGGGGGCAACAGCCUAAGCAGAGAAGCCCAGACUUCCCUUUCCCCAGUCACUUUGUCCAGCUCUUCCUGGGGGAUCCUGAGGCGUGUUCCCAGGCCAGCCGGGAGACAUAGUCUUCCCCGUGGCCUCCUACCGGUUGGACGUGCCCUAAACACAUCCCUAGGGAGGCGUUCGGGUGGCAUCCUGACCAGAUGCCCGAACCACCUCAUCUGGCUCCUCUCGAUGUGAAGGAGCAGCGGCUUUACUUUGAGUUCCUCCCGGAUGGCAGAGCUUCUCACCCUAUCUCUAAGGGAGAGCCCCGCCACCCGGCGGAGGAAACUCAUUUCGGCCGCUUGUACCCGUGAUCUUAUCCUUUCGGUCAUGACCCAGAGCUCAUGACCAUAGGUGAGGAUGGGAACGUAGAUCGACCAGUAAAUUGAGAGCUUUGCCUUCCGGCUCAGCUCCUUCUUCACCACAACGGAUCGGUACAACGUCCGCAUUACUGAAGACGCCGCACCGAUCCGCCUGUCGAUCUCACGAUCCACUCUUCCCUCACUCGUGAACAAGACUUCUAGGUACUUGAACUCCUCCACUUGGGGCAGGGUCUCCUCCCCAACCCGGAGAUGGCAUUCCACCCUUUUCCGGGCGAGAACCAUGGACUCGGACUUGGAGGUGCUGAUUCUCAUUCCGGUCGCUUCACACUCGGCUGCGAACCGAUCCAGCGAGAGCUGAAGAUCCCGGUCAGAUGAAGCCAUCAGGACCACAUCAUCUGCAAAAAGCAGAGACCUAAUCCCGCGGUCACCAAACCGGAACCCCUCAACGCCUUGACUGCGCCUAGAAAUUCUGUCCAUAAAAGUUAUGAACAGAAUCGGUGACAAAGGACAGCCUUGGCGGAGUCCAACCCUCACUGGAAAUGUGUCCGACUUACUGCCGGCAAUGCGGACCAAGGUCUGGCACUGAUCGUACAGGGAGCGGACCGCCACAAUAAGACAGUCCGAUACCCCAUACUCUCUGAGCACUCCCCACAGGACUUCCCGAGGGACACGGUCGAAUGCCUUCUCCAAGUCCACAAAGCACAUGUAGACUGGUUGGGCAAACUCCCAUGCACCCUCAAGAACCCUGCCGAGAGUAUAGAGCUGGUCCACAGUUCCACGACCAGGACGAAAACCACACUGUUCCUCCUGAAUCCGAGGUUCGACUAUCCGACGUAGCCUCCUCUCCAGUACACCUGAAUAAACCUUACCGGGAAGGCUGAGGAGUGUGAUCCCACGAUAGUUGGAACACACCCUCCGGUCCCCGCAAACUCCACAUGCAGAAUUGAACUCUGGCUCAAGGGCAGCUACAUGAACGUUGUGACUUUUUUUCAACACUGUUGCAAUAAUUGUGUGAUCAAAGAAGAGAGAGAGAGUGAAGAACAAGGUUGUGCAUCAGCAGAUGCAAUAAUAAGUUGUUCUUCUUUUAAUAGCUUUAUAAAUUCCAACACAUAAAUACUCUGUGUUACUCAAAGGAAUACAAAUUCACAAACAAAUCUAACUAGAAUAUAAUUAAGUCAGCAUGGUUUACAGCAGGGGUGCCCAUUACGUCAAUCUUGGAGGGUGUGUCAGUCGAUCUCAAGCCAGGCAUUUAAAAAAUAGACAUAAAAAUGAGCAAUCAUCAAUCAUACCAAGACUUCACUUUCGUCAGUUGUUUGACAUUCUCGGCACCCGAGGAUCUUGUGAGAUGAUGCUGGCUGCUGCAAGCUCAUAUUUAAGAAAAAAAUCACCAACAGGGCGGACGCAGAGAAACACAUUUUAUUUCUAGAGACUCCGUACCUACUGUCAAAACUCUAAAGACCGACUGCACAGUUCCUGUCUUCACCAUAAAAGACCUGUUUCAUCCUGCCUGUGCUAACAAAAUAAGAGUCUCAGAAAGCUAGCAAGCUACGGAGUUUGAUGCCAAUGUAUUUCUCCCCCGCCCUCAGCGACCGCUUUCUCACUUGCUUGCCCACCCGCACACUCACCUGCUGCCAGACAUUAAAGGGCCACACACAUAUGCUACUCUCAUAACAAAGUGUUUAAAAACAAGUAUGCAAGUUGGACAAAUGAGAUGCCAAAUCCAACCACUUUCAUGUGGUAUUGGACAGAAAGGAGGACUUUUUUUUUUCCUCCAUUUGAAAAUGCGGACGUUAUCAGCACCACUGUCUAAUUCCAAUCAAUGCAAGUCAUCAGAAUCAGGUAAUACACCAACUUAUAUUCUUGUCUUCAUGAAAGAAAGGAAUCUAUGUGUGUUAAACAUGCUUGUAUUAUCAUUAAACACCAUUAACUUGUUAACAAAAAUGUCUCUUUCAUAAAUAAAUAGAUAUAAAUAGGAAUGAGGUAGAUCUCCUCGACUUGGUCAAUUGAAAAGUAGCUCGCCUGCAGAAAAAGUGUGAGCGCCCCUGCUUUACAGUGUGUUAUGCUUACAUAUUUUAACUGUGUAUUAACGCAAACACAGUGCUAAAAUAUAUUUUCGACAGGGUAAUUUAUUUGAAUAGAUUGACUCCUAACCUGUCAGUUGUGCUGCUUGCGGUCAUGUGGCAAUCAUGGUUGGUUCUGCGGCCAAAUGGCCUUCACGUUGUUGCCUGGCUGCAUCAUUAGGGAGCUGUGACGCAAGGCUCGACCUCUCAAGCUCUGUGAGCUGGAUGACAUUAUCUACGUGGAAAGAAAAGGUCGAAGUUAUUCAUUGAUAAUGCUCUUUAUGCUGUUCAGUUCCUAAACUGCUGUGUGUCUUCUCUAACAAGACAAUCAUGUGAAAAUAUUUGAUUCUGGCAAUUGAAAUCGUGUAUGCUUAAAGGGGAACAUUAUCACAAUUUCAAAAGGGUUAAAAACAAUUUAAAAAAUCAGUUCCCAGUGGCUUGUAUUUUUUCUCAAAAUUUUAUUGGUCUCGGAAUAUCCCUAAAUAAAGCUUUAAAGUGCCUUAUUUUCGACUCUCUGCGAAGACACUGGCCAUUUCCCUGUGACGUCACACAGUGCUGCCAAUGUAAAAAAACAAUGGGAAUACCACAGCAAGAUAUAGUGACAUUAGCUCGGAUUCAAACUCGGAUUUUAGCGACUUAAGUGAUUCAACAGAUUACGCAUGUAUUGAAACAGAUGGUUGGAGUAUGAAAAUAUUGAAGAAGAAACUGAAGCUAUUGAGGCUAUUCAUAGCCAUAGCAUGGCCGAAUAGCUGCGUUAGCAUCGCCGGUAAAAUGUGCGGACCAAACGAUCGGGACUUUCGCAUCUUUUGACACGGGAGCAACUUAAAUCCGUCGAUUGGUAAGUGUUUGUUUCGCAUCAAAUGUGGGUGGAAGGAAACGUAAUAUAGUUGCAAAUGCAUCUACAGGUUAUCCAUACAUCUCUGUUCCAUGUCUGCUUUAGCACCGCCGGUAAAUAGCAUGUUAGCAUCGAAUAGCUGCGUUAGCAUCGCCGGUAAAAUGUGCGGACCAAACGAUCGGGACUUUCGCAUCUUUUGACACUGGAGCAACUUAAAUCCGUCGAUUGGUAAGUGUUUGUUUCGCAUCAAAUGUGGGUGGAAGGAAACGUAAUAUAGUUGCAAAUGCAUCUACAUGUUAUCCAUACAUCUCUGUGCCAUGUCUGCUUUAGCACCGCCGGUAAAUAGCAAGUUAGCAUCGAUUAGCUGGCAGUCAACAUCAACAAAACUCACCUUUGUGAUUUCGUUGACUAUCGUUGCAAAUGCAUCUGCAGGUUAUCCAUACAUCUCUGUGCCGUGUCUGUCUUAGCAUCGCCGGUCAAAUGUGGAGACACUCUGGCACAUUCAAUGGGGUCUGGCGGCAGACACUUUGGCAUCUUCGGGCCAGUGGUGCAACUUGAAUCCCUCCCUGUUAGUGUUGUUACACCCUCCGACAACACACCGACGAGGCAUGAUGUCCCCAAGGUUCCAAAAAAAUAGUCAAAAAAAUGGAAAAUAACAGAGCUGAGACCCGGUGUUUGUAAUGUGUUGAAAAUGAAAAUGGCGGGUGUGUUACCUCGGCGACGUCACAUUCUGACGUCAUCGCCUCCAGCCCGAUAAACAGAAAGGCGUUUAAUUCGCCAAAAUUCGCCCAUUUAGAGUUCGGAAAUCGGUUAAAAAAAUAGAUGGUAUUUUUUCUGCACCAUCAAGGUAUAUAUUGACGCUUACAUAGGUCUGGUGAUAAUGUUCCCCAUUACUGACCACAGACCAGUACAAGACCAUGGAACAUUUCCUGCAGGACAGAGACGUUAAUUAUUUCUUUUUUUGACAUUACAACUAUUUUACUUUGGAAAAAUGACCACUUUUCUUUGUUACAUCUUUAAGCCCACAUACUAACUGUACGCCGAAUACUCUCAAAAAGUGAUUCUCAAACUUGUGGUACGCCAAAGAAUCACUUAUAUAUAUAGCUCGGUUGGUAGAGUGGCCGUGCCAGCAACUUGAGGGUUGCAGGUUCGAUUCCCGCUUCCGCCAUCAUAGUCACUACCGUUGUGUCCUUGGGCAAGACACUUUACCCACCUGCUCCCAGUGCCACCCACACUGGUUUGAAUGUAACUUAGAUAUUGGGUGUCACUAUGUAAAGCGCUUUGAGUCACUAGAGAAAAGUGCUAUAUAAAUAGAAUUCCCAAAUUCACUUCACUUAAUGAAAUAUUCAAACACUGUGUUACUGUUCAACUGUGUGUCAUGUUACCUUGGCCAAACCUAUUAAAUAUACUUGUUAAAUAAAA
Messenger RNA from Nerophis ophidion (straightnose pipefish), 6569 nucleotides. Its product is annotated as bactericidal permeability-increasing protein-like. The transcript is spliced from 16 exons. The coding region runs from base 163 to 1584 and encodes 473 amino acids. The record is from RefSeq and is a predicted model, not a curated record. Gene Ontology annotation, molecular function: lipid binding. NCBI's taxonomy places the organism in Eukaryota, Metazoa, Chordata, Actinopteri, Syngnathiformes, Syngnathidae.